CAGACACACACACAGGCAGAGAGAGAGAGAAUGAGCUAGAGUGCACACAGACACACACACACACAGAGACACACACAGAGACACACACAGGCAGAGAGAGAGAGAAGGGGAAAGAUACAAAAACAAAGUUUGACAUCUCUUAAUGGGCGAACCGAGUCGGUGCGCGGCGCACAACGUGGCGGGCUGCUGCUGCUGCUGCGGCUUCACCGCCUCCUCUUCCUCCUCCUCCACCACCACCAUCAUCACCACCACCACCACCACAGCUCGGCCGACACAGCGAUCAUCAUCACCAUCAUCACCGUCGUCGGCCCCGUGUCCCUCAAGAUGGCGGAGAGAGAAGGAUCGAUGCUCCAAUAUUGGAAGAAAUUUGAUCUACAGCGGCUGCAGAGAGAACUUAGCGCCACGGCAACGGAACUGGCCAAUCGGCAAGAGGCGAGCGAACAGUCCCGAAAGCGGCUCAUAGAACAGAGCCGGGAAUUCAAGCGGAGCGCACCCGAGGACCUGAAGAGGCUGGUGGCCCCACUGCUGAAGAGUUUCCAGGCCGAGAUCGAUUCCCUGCUGUGGAGAAGUAAGGAGGCGGAAGCGGCUUUCCUCGGCCUCUACAAGAGGGUGGCAGACGCUCCAGCAGACCCCGCGGUGCAGCUGGAGCGCCUGGAGGAGACGCUGGAGCGGCUGCAAGACGUGGAGGCCGAGAGCCAAGUCCUGCGCGACGCCCUGGAGAGGGAGGCCGACCACCAGCGGCAGGAUGAGCACAGCGAACGAAAACUGCGAGACUCUCAGGUUGAGCUUUCGGCCAAGGUGGCAGACGCGGAACGCCGGGUUCAGGACCUCCACGCAGCCGUGGAGAGGACACGGGACGAGGUGGCGGCACUGAAGAGCAAGCGCUUGGAUCGUGUCGCCGUCAAUGGGAACAGCGCCGAGCAGCCCGACUGCGCGGAGACAGACGACUCGCGGCAGCAGGAGGACGCCGAGCGGAUGGAGGAGGGCAGGGGGACGGAAGAACUGGAGGAGGAAGAAGAGGAGGAGGAAGAGGAGGAGGGAGCAAUGCACGAAGAGCCUUCCCGCCCGGGAGGGCAGCCGGCCGGGCCUGCCCCCUCGACCUCGCGGAACCUGGAGAUGGAGGUGCUGAAGAAGGAAGGCGAGAUCUCGUGGCUCAUGGGCGAGAUACGGCGCCUUCAGGCGGCGCUCGUCAAGCUGCGCGAGACCUCGACCGCUCAGAUCCUGCAGAUGGAGGCGCAGCUGCAGGAGAGGAACCGUCGCAUCCAGAAACUGGAGGAAAAGCUCCAAGGCCGGACAAACUGUGAAAUAAAGUCUGAAGUCAAUACGAUGGAGACUGAUGGGUUGGCGACGUCGGGGAUCACGGUAUCACGGGUCGUGAGCCGACCCCUUGACGACCUCUUCCGGAUACAGAAGGUGCGCGCCCCGGUGAUGGCGAGCGAGCCUUCGCACAUCCUCGACGGCGACACCCGAGGUUCGUUCGGCCGGGAAGAGAACGGCUCCGUCGGGAGCCGCUGCCCCUCGGAACUGUCGAGCUGCGUGACGCCGCAGCCCGGCCACGCGAGCGGCGAGGCCGAGACGCCGCUCUACCCGCAGCCCGCGGCCGCGCUGGGCCUCGCCGCCGGCCUGGGCCUCGGCCUGGGCCUGAGCCCCGACCUCGUGCCGUCCCUCUUCCCCGGCUCGGCGCAGCAGCUGCCGAUUUCCGCCGGCGGCGGCGGCGGUAUCGGCGGCGGCGGUUCGUCGGCUGCCGGUUCGGCAGUCGCGGCGGCGGCGGCGGUUCGAUCGCUCGGGACGUUCUUCCCCGUGCAGCUCCUGCAUUCCAUGUACGCUGCCAAGGCCGCGCAGGAGGCCAGCUCGGGAGCACCGGGCGGCGGCAGCGGCACGAGCGGCGGCGGCGGCGGCAUCGGCUCAUCGUCCGCAGCCACGGUGGCCACGUCUAGCCUGCUCUACCACCAGCCGGGCCUGUACGCGCCGCCGAGCGCGUCCCCGCCGGCCGUGCUCUCCCCUGGCGCCGCCAGGCCCGGCUCGGCACGGAGCGGCUCGUCGCCGCCGCCGCCGCCCCCGCUACCGCCGCCCGCGGUGAUGUCACCGGGGCUCCUGCGCAACGGCGUCGCGGCGGGGCAGGCCGAGUGCGCGUCGGGCGCUAGCAGCAGCAGCGGCGGCGGUGGCAGCGCGGGGCUUGCGGGAGAACUGGACGAGCCGGACGUGGACACGACGGAGCUGGCGCGCCAGGUGAAGGAGCAGCUGCUGAAGCACAACAUCGGGCAGCGCGUCUUCGGACACUACGUGCUGGGCCUCUCGCAGGGCUCCGUGAGCGAGAUCCUGGCUCGACCCAAGCCCUGGUCGAAGCUCACGGUGAAGGGCAAGGAGCCCUUCCUCAAGAUGAAGCAGUUCCUCUCGGACGAGCAGAACGUGCUGGCGCUGCGCGCCAUCCAGGUCAAGCAGAGAGGCAGCAUCACCCCGAGAAUCAAGACGCCCGAGAGCGGCUCCGAUGAGGCCAUCAAGAGCAUCCUGGAACAGGCGAAGAAGGAGAUCCAGGCCCAGAAAGGUUGGAGAGACGAUCGCGGUGACAAAGACAAACGCCCGCCGCGUAGCCGUUCCGGACUGUCGGUGGAGCAGAACCCGACUCCGUCUCCGGUGCCGGAGCAGGGCGGCUCGGACGAGACGAUCCGCGCGCUGCUCGAGCAGGCUCGCCGCGAGAUGGAGGCCCAGCAGGCCGCCAUGAUGAGGGCAGAGGUCGUCGCCGGGGGCGACCCCGCCUCCUCCUCCUCCGCCGCCGCAGCCGCCACCGCGUCGUCGACGCUCGCGAUGUCGUCGUCCUCCUCGUCCUCGUCCUCCUCUGCCUCGUCCGUGUCGGCCUCGUCACUGGCCGACCCCUUCCUGCACUCGCCGCCACAGCACCAGCAGCAACAGGCGCAGCUGCUGGCCUACGGGCAGCAGGUGAUAGCGCGCGGCGGCGGCAGUGGUGGCGGCGGUGCGGACAGCGACGCGCUGCUUGUGCGCGUGAAGCGGGAAGGGCGGCAGACGCCGUCGCUGCAGCUGCAGCAGCAGCAGCAGAGCAUCGUGCCCACGUCUCAGUCGCAUGCCGAGUUCGUGCAGAGCAUCAUCCAGAGGGUGAAGACGGAGCUGGAGGACGGCCGCUCGCAGGGCGGCGGCGGCGGCGGCGGCGGCGGUGUCAUUCCCGGCAUCACCGGUGGCGGCAAAUACCGGACGUCUUCGUCCUCCUCGUCCUCGUCCUCAUACUUCAACUCGUCGGCGUCGCCGCUGUCCGUCUACCGGAGGGACGCGUACCGCUUCUACCCGUCGGCUGGGCCCGAGCCUCUGGUGCCGCCCCCGCCGCCGCACCACCACCACCACCAUCACCACCACCACCACCCGCACCAUCCGCACCACCACCAUCACCACCACCCGCACCAGCAGCAGCCCCAGCAGCAGCAACAGAGCCCGCAGCAGCAGCAGCAGCAGAGGCACCGGCUCAAGGGGCCGGCGGCGGGCGAGGCGACGCAGGACUCUCCGCAGCAGCAGCAGCAGCAGGUGGUGCACGCAGUGGCGGCCGCGGCGGCGAUGGCGCCGGCAAUCGUCUCGAGCCACAGCCUCGGGGCCGACGCGUCGGGCGGCUCAGAGCCGCCCUCCCCGUCUCCGUCGGCGCCGCCGGCCGGCGCGAACGCGCCAUCCCAGUCGCCGCUUGUGGUGCCGGGCAAGCCGCCGCGGCCGUGCAUCCCCCCGCUGACGCCCGAGCAGUACGAGGCGUACAUGUACCGCGAGGUGGACACGGCGGAGCUCACGCGCCUCGUCAAGGAGAAGCUCACCAAGAACGGCAUCUGCCAGCGCAUCUUCGGCGAGAAGGUGCUGGGUCUCUCUCAGGGCAGCGUGAGCGACAUGCUGUCUCGCCCGAAGCCCUGGGGGAAGCUGACGCAGAAGGGACGGGAGCCGUUCAUCCGCAUGCAGUUGUGGCUUCACAACGAGCUGGGCUCAAGCACAAACUCACAAGCCUCCCCGGCCAGCCAAGGAGACCCCAGCGGUGACAUGGACGGGUGCAGCCCUUCCCCAUCGCCGGUACCCAGCCCCGGCGAGUCGGUGCGCAGCCUCCCAGACCCCAUCGUCCCGGCAACGGAGCCUAUCUCCACGGCGACGGACAGCGCCACGCUCCCGGGCCGUGACGGUGGCGGUGGCGGCGGGCACGACGAGCAGCACGUCGGGCAGCCCCGGGGGCCUUCCUUCGGCCAAUCGGCUCUCAGCAUCCAGGAGCUGGUGGCGAUCUCGCCAGAGUUGGACACGUACGCCAUUACCAAGAAGGUCAAGGAGGUGCUGACAGACAACAACCUCGGGCAGCGGCUGUUUGGCGAGAGCGUGCUGGGCCUGACGCAGGGCUCCGUGUCAGACCUGCUCGCCAGGCCCAAGCCCUGGCAUAAGCUGAGCCUGAAGGGCCGCGAGCCGUUUGUGCGCAUGCAGCUGUGGCUCAACGACCCGCACAGCGUGGAGCGGCUGCGGGACAUGAAGCGCCUGGAGAAGAAAGCCUCCCUCAAGCGGCGCAGCGUGGGCGCGAUGGACGUCGACGGCGCCCUGGUGCCGCCCCUGAGCCCCGCGCCGUCCGCCGGGAGCCCCGCGCCGUCGCUCGUCGGCUCGAUCGGCGGCGGCGGCGGCAGCAGCAGCGGCGGCGGCGGCGGCGGCUGUGGCGGUGGCGGCGUCGUGGCUAAGAAGCCGCGUGUGGUGCUGGCGCCCGAGGAGAAGGAGGCGUUGAAGCGGGCCUACGAGCAGGAGCCGUACCCGUCGCAGCAGACCAUCGAGGUGCUGGCGGCCCAGCUGCGUCUCCGCACCAGCACCGUCAUCAACUGGUUCCACAACUACAGGUCCCGCAUUCGCCGCGAGCUCUUCAUCGAGGAGAUCCAGCAGGCGAGCCCAGGCCAGGAGCCCUCGUCAGCGUCGGGCAGCACGCGGGACGGCCCCGGCGAGGGAGAGGCCCCCAAUCCCAGCAGGCCACAGAGCAGCCAGGGCCCUGAGUCGGAGAACGAGAGCGAGUCGUCAGGCGGCCGAUGCCAGAGCGUGCUGUCGUUCAGCAUAUACGCGUCCACCACGCGGGGGCCCAUCAUUAAGCAGGAAGUGUCCGAGGAAGAUGGAGUGGCGCAGCAACAGCAGCAGCAGCAACAGCAGCCACCUCAGCAGCCACCGUCAUUGUGCUUUUCAGUCGACAGAAUCGCUGGGGCGAGUCCCGUACUCCCACAGCUGUUUCAGCCGCAGCAGCAGCAUCAACUUCAGGUGGGCGACGAAGCGAAAGGCCAGUCGGUAGAAAGGUCAAGUACUUUCUUCAGUGAGCUUCUGAUGGCACGGGCGAACAACGCGGCUCUGCUCAUGCACAGCCCCGAGAUCGCCCACGCCUCCGCCAAGGCUGUCGUUCCGUUUGGCAAUCCGGUCUCGUCGUCGUCUUCGUCGCCUUCGUCUGCGUCCUCACCAAAGCUGGAGGUAGGCGAGCUGGCCGCGAAGGAGGCUGCCGGCGGGAGCCGCUCCUUAUCGCCGCCGCUGCCGCCGUUGCCACCGCUGCCACCACUACCACCACAAUCUUCGACACCUGGGGCAACGGGAGAUCGAGCGGGAACACCCGGGGCGGCUCCCAAGGCCGGGCCUUCGGGCUCUGGCUCCUCGCAGGGCCUCGCCCUGUCGCCGCCCUUGUCUGUGGCCGUCCAGGGAUCCAGCCCGACCGCGCAGACGCCCGAGAUCGUCAUCGGCAAACCGAGGAAGGAAGGCCGGCGGCUACGGCGAGACGAAGUGAAGGCGGCCAAUCUGAACAGCAUCAUCAACCGACUGGAAAAAGCGGCGAGCAAGGAAGACUCCCCCGACUGGGAAUUUUAACUUUUGUUAUUUUAAAAUGACAAUACUGCGAGGCCCCAGUGUCAGGCUGCGUUAAAAAAAAAACAAUAAACCACCCCUACACAAAAGGAGAAGAGAAGUAAAACUACAAACGAGACAAGCAAGAUGUAAUGUAACAACCGAAGUAACAAAAAUAUAACCGCUGUGGAGAAAACUGCAUACUACCUGAAAGUCAGUCCACCGUUGAUUUGGCGAGGCCACAUCUUCACAGAACGUGUGGUAUAUGGCGUCUGUAGGGUCACUCAUUUUUAUGGAAAAUGCUGUGGUGCACUUAACGUUAUAGUUGUGAGAGACAACAUACUGCAGGAAAUGACUUUGAUCAGGACCUUUGAAUCUUUGAAUUUGUAUUUUUAAACUGCUCCACACACAGGGGUGUGUGGAGUCCCUCUGAACUGGGGUCUUUUGAAGUGUACUGUUGAGAAGCUGGCAUUUAGAAGCACUUAGUCAAUGUAGUUCAACAAUCACUUGUGAAAAGUAACAUGGCCAAGCCAUCUGUAACAUAAAUAAUAACAUUAAUAAUACCAAGGGUAAUCUUAUAGAUACAGAGAAGGCAAACUGCCAAGAAUCUUGUUAGAUUUCUAUCUUUGAAGUGUAAAAAGUUUUUAUGGAUUUAUUUUUCCCCUUUAUUCUCUAAAAGGGCCCAUUGUUGCUUGGCAUCAGGUUUGGUCACAAUGCCACUCGCGUACAGAGGAGGCAUUUCCUUUCCUUCCUUUUGUUAGUAUUUAUUUUAUUUUUGAAGUUACGCAUCAUUGAACUAACACCACGAGAUAUUGUUUUAGUGCCUGUUUUUCUCACCCCACCUCUCCCCGUCUCCUCACAAGCACUUACCACUUAUAGCACGUAAAUCGCUAUUGCGUAGGAAUUAAUACUGUACGUUAAACUAUAAAGAGUUUGAAUGAGAGAGGUGCUUUUUUAUGCCUUGCGCUCAAGACAUAAUAAAGCUUAGGUUUUAAGCGCUAGUCAAACUGGCCACACGCCAAUGCCCUCAGUGCCCUGUGUGCUUUGCUGGAUUCCAAUCGGGCCUAAGUUAGGCUUAAAGCCUGGCGCAAGAAGUGGAAUUUGGAAGAAGACAAUUUGGCCUAGAGCGAUUAUUUAAAUUAACGCACCGUAAAAAAUAAAAUACCGUAAAAAGAUAGAGAGAGAGAGAGAAGCGUCACUGUCAUUCCUCAGGUCUACAGUGUCUCAAACAAACGUUUAGAAAUCUACUGUAUUUUUGAAGACGUCGUCUCAGUCAAAGGGUGUACGAAGCUUGAGAUGAGGAGUUAUUCUCUGGGAUCUUCAUUUGGACUGAUUAUUAUUUUUCUCUCUCUUCAUUUUUAGCAGCUGUAUCUGAGCAGACUCCAGCGAGAAAAUGUUUUAAAGCAUCAGCCGAUGAGAUUUUUAAGAAGUCCGAAGGAAAAAUGAAGCCACCAGGAAAAUGCACUGUGCAGGAAGAGUGGACUCUAAAAAAAUGAAGAAAAAUGAGAAUAGUGAUAAUGCUAAUAAUAAAAUGUGUAAAAAAAUAGUAAAAAAAACAUUUUAAAAAUGACAAAAAAUUAAUUCAGAAACUGGAUUUUUAAAUGCCAGGUUUAAAUGUUUCUGUUAAAACAGAUCUCCCUCUGCGUGUUUUUAAAACAUAGUGCGGGGAUUCUUUUUUUCUUAUAAUUGUACAUUUGUUUAAUGUGAACAAGACACUAAUGUGCAAUCGCGUGCAAGCGAGCGAGAGAGCGAGAGAGAAAUACAACAGAGAAAAAAAAAUCACCCGCUGAGGGUUUAUCAAAAGUUUCACUGUAUCGGGCGUGAGAGGCGGUUGGGGCAGGAGGGAAUUACAACAAAAAAAACUACGCUCCCGGUCUCCUCUUGGAUGAAAGCGGGGAGCUUUUGUACUCCGAGAAGCACGGACACACGCCACGGCCACUGGCAACCUGAAAGCACUUAAAUGUCCUAACACUCCUUUACGUGCAUUCUGGAUCUCACCACAACAACAGCAGCAAACCGUGUCUGCUGCCAGGCCUAAAAUCACUUGCCCUGGAGGAGGCACCGCAUACUUUUUAGAAGUCCACACGAUCUGUCUGUGAAGUUUUUUUUUUGCCCUUAUUUUCCUCGUUAUCCUCUUGCGUUAUCAUUCUUUAUAAGUGUACGUCCUUGUUUUUAAAAAAAAAAAGCGACUCGGUUAUUUGAAAGCCUCGUGUUACUGCUGACAAUAAUAACGAUAACUAAGACAACAACAACAACGACGACGAUGAUGAUGAUAGUGCAUCACCUCAGGCCUGAUUUGAAAAUAGCAAGAGAGUUGACAAACAAGAGAGCAUAGAAUGUCCCUUUACCUCAUGGUGUGUGUUUGCGCUGGUCUGUUGCGUACGUAUGGUUUUUAUUCUAUGUAUGUAGCAGUUGCCCUCACUGCCGUUUGUUUUGCUGUCGACACGUUCGGUUUGGCUCAGCCUCACACGCUCCGCAUGCCUCUUACCCCCCCCUUCUCUUUGUCCGUUUGCAUCGAGCACUCGAUACGCCACGCCAGGCGGACGUCGGUACCAGACCUGGGGAGAGGGGGGGGGGGCCAUUGCCCUUGGCCCCAUCGUCGCUUAUCUCUCCACAUUCGCCCCCCCCCCCCCUUCAACGUCUCUUCCAAAAGAAUGUAAACUCUCGCACAUGCCGGAGAAGUCCUGCCACGUUGCAUCGAUUCUGAAACCGAACCGAGCGAAGAAGGGUGCUGCCGUUGACCCGAGACCGUUUUAUUUUUUACUUUAUUUUUUGUUAAACCGGAAAAAAAUGUUAUUGGCUUCACGUACAAAUUUUGGGACCUUCCUGGAAGUCUUGAAGCGAAGGUGGGACCCGUAGGUGCGCUGUUAGCAGGGCACUCUGUGGUUGGGAAAGGGAAGUGAAAUAGGGCUACCCCCCAUCCCUCCCUCAUAAUGUCCCUCUUCUAAUGUAACCUGGCACCCGGGCCCAGCGGGCCCACGGGCCCAAGUGCGGUUAACUACGCCACUGUCUUGAAGGCUCUACGAAUUGUCUCCCGUGGAAGGAUUCCAAAAGAAGAGUGCUUUCACGACUUUAUUUGUUUUCCCAUCCCGAGUUGAGCAAAAAAUGAACACGAUGACAUGCCUCAACCGCUCACUAGCGUGCUGGCGGUGUCAGUGGUUCGCAUGCUUCCUUUUUGCAAGUCCUGCGCACAAAGUUAAAGCCUUUUUAUUAUCACUUGAACCUUUGUAACAAAAUUUUGCCGGGGUCUUUUGUUCUUAGAACCAUUGUUUUGUACACAAUGUAGUAGAGAUGGUAGGAAUGUCGCUGGAUUUCCAGCCCAAUCGUUUAUUCGUGCAACUUGGCAGGAUUCGUCUGCUUAACAUUUAUGUACACAGCGCAACGCGCACAGAACCGUACGCUAAACUGGUCCCAACAUUUUAAAAUUAAUUUUUAAUUUUUUUAAUGUGCUGGAUUUUCUCGCCAUGUGUCAUGCGUGCACUCAAAUGCCAGCCCCACUCCCCCCCCCCCCUCUGGACCUUUCCUUGUGCCCUCAGUGAGUAUCUGUCACCACAUGUACAACUUGCACUGUGUUAUUUCAGUUUAUUUUUCAAUUUUUUCUGCGUUAUGAGUUUUUUUGUAUUCUGUAUAUUUAUGUAACCACGGAUAUUUCCUCCUCAAUUGUCUGACUCCCCACAGCCCAGGGUGACUUUUGCAGCAUGACCCCGGUAGAGGUCAAAGGUCAUAACAGAGUCGUCCUUUCCUUCCUCAUGUUGUCACUGUUACGCUGCCGGGUACUGUUACAGUUCUGGUUAACAAAACUAUUACAAUAACUAUACCUUUACAAGAAUAUUUUAGGUUUUGUACAUUGUAAUACACUGUGCAGUGACUGCUUCCCCUGCUGUUACUUUUCGGACAUUUAUAAAACUGUUAUUAUUUAGUCCAAUCCAUGAAGGCAUCUUAUCUCACACUGUAUUGUAUACCUCCGAAAGCACAAUAGUCGUAGCCUAUAGAUAACUUAUAGAGAUUAAACAAAAAGAAAAAAAAACAAACCCGA
This is a messenger RNA of Petromyzon marinus (sea lamprey), 9856 nucleotides long. RefSeq names its product homeobox protein cut-like 1. Gene Ontology annotation, molecular function: DNA-binding transcription factor activity, RNA polymerase II-specific; RNA polymerase II transcription regulatory region sequence-specific DNA binding. Gene Ontology annotation, biological process: regulation of transcription by RNA polymerase II. The record is from RefSeq and is a predicted model, not a curated record. Lineage: Eukaryota; Metazoa; Chordata; Hyperoartia; Petromyzontiformes; Petromyzontidae. Gene Ontology annotation, cellular component: nucleus.